GAAGAGGCUGCGAAGAUCCUGCUGGCUGAAUUCAACCUGGGCUGUGAUGUGCAUCACACUGAACAUGUGUAUAGGGUUUACGUCACCACCUUUUUGGGUUUUGGGGGCAACUUUGCCCGACAGCGCUAUGAAGACCUUGUGCUGAAUGAAACGCUUAACAAAAACAGGUUGUUGGGCCAGAAGACAGGUCUGAGUCCUGACAGUCCAUUUCUGGAUCCUUGCCUGCCCGUGGGACUCACAGAUGUGGUGGAGAGGAACAGCCAGGUCCUGCAUGUCCGAGGAAAAGGAGACUGGUCGACUUGUGGGGCAAUGCUGAGCCCCCUGCUGGCUCUCUCUAACACCAGCCAGGCCUCCCUGAAUGGCAUCUACCAGUCACCAAUUGACUUCAACAACAGCGAGUUCUACGGUUUCUCUGAGUUUUUUUACUGUACGGAGGAUGUGUUGCGCAUCGGUGGCCGCUACCAUGGGCCAACAUUUGCCAAGGCUGCUCAGGACUACUGUGGCAUGGCUUGGUCAGUACUAACUCAGAGAUUCAAGAAUGGCCUUUAUUCAUCACAUGCAGAUGAGCAUCGACUCAAAUAUCAGUGUUUUAAAUCGGCUUGGAUGUACCAAGUCCUUCAUGAAGGAUUCCACUUUCCCUAUGACUACCCAAACCUACGGACAGCCCAGCUGGUAUAUGACCGGGAGGUCCAGUGGACGCUGGGAGCCAUUCUGUAUAAAACACGAUUCCUACCACUCAGGUAAGGUGGACUAACAAAGCUGGCGUCUUGAGCUCAGAAUAGGUUAGUUAGUGCCUCAGAAUAGGUUUCUUAAGCCACACCUCCCACAAACAAACAAGCAAGCAAGCAAGCAAACUCGCUUUAUUCCUACCAGGUGGGCUGCUCUUACUAUGUUGAAAUAGAAAGAAGGUUGAGCAUUAUGGGUCUGGAGUCCGUUCCUCAGCUUUGCACUUUCAGAAAUUCAGUUUUAUUUGUUGAUCCACCACAAAUCAAACUUUAGGGUUGAGCUCUCACUAACCACUUCCAAGACACUGAGAAACUAAAACGGCAUUCUUAAAUUACCCUGGAAAACACAUCUGACCAUAAAACUGGGGUAGGCUGUCUGUCCAGAGCCAUCUCUCCUAAUGACCAGUGCCAGGCUAGAGAUGGUGCCACUGCCUCGAAGGCUUUCGGUGGGCCCGAAUUCCAGCAGAAGGUGCGAGAUGCUUCGAGGGGGGAAAUUUUCAUCACACGAUCAUGGCCUGAUGUCUUGCUGUUGUGAACCAGAAGGUAUUUGGGAUAAUCUUUAGGUACUCUCUCCCUGGAUUAUUUCAAAACUAAAAUGAAUUCUUAUUUUUUGAUGCCUGUUUCACUAAACUCAGUACUGUCAAAAGCCUUGCAGGUGAUAGAAGUCAGAGAAGUGGGGAGCUAGAGAGUGUGUGCCCUCCGAGAAGGGCUGGCCCCUGUCAUGCAGAAGUGAUGGCCCAGCAUUUGCCACUUCUCAUUUGUCAAG
This is a messenger RNA of Myotis lucifugus (little brown bat), 1491 nucleotides long. Its product is annotated as ectonucleoside triphosphate diphosphohydrolase 7-like. The annotation marks the transcript as partial. The record is from RefSeq and is a predicted model, not a curated record. The transcript has 4 exons. NCBI's taxonomy places the organism in Eukaryota, Metazoa, Chordata, Mammalia, Chiroptera, Vespertilionidae. Gene Ontology annotation, molecular function: nucleoside diphosphate phosphatase activity. Gene Ontology annotation, biological process: nucleoside diphosphate catabolic process. Gene Ontology annotation, cellular component: membrane.